Messenger RNA from Tetrapisispora phaffii CBS 4417, 558 nucleotides. RefSeq lists its product as uncharacterized. The record is from RefSeq and is a predicted model, not a curated record. NCBI's taxonomy places the organism in Eukaryota, Fungi, Ascomycota, Saccharomycetes, Saccharomycetales, Saccharomycetaceae. The transcript has a single exon. Bases 1 to 558 code for a protein of 185 amino acids. Gene Ontology annotation, cellular component: endomembrane system; membrane.
AUGACUCAAGGGAUCUCUGAUAAAAAAACUGAUGAAAUUAUCUCUCGUACCGACGAGGUCGAAAUCAAAUUCAGGCCCUCAGAUUAUUUGCGAAUGCUUAUCGGAAUAAUAUUAUUUACUUCUAUCAUCUCAAAAUUAUCUACAGGUAGAUUUAUAGUAUAUCCAUUAAGCAAUGGCACCACAAAGAAUAAUUUAGAAAUAUCAAGUUUCUGGUAUGACAAUUAUCAGAACGUUCCAAUUGCGUUUAGUGAGAGCGAUUUAAAACAAUAUAGUGGAGAUAGUGUUUCUGAAAGAAUUGUCCUAAGUAUAAAGGGAAAUGUAUUUGAUGUCACAAGGGGAGCAAGAUUUUAUGGGAAAUGGGGUCCGUAUAAGAAAUUUAGUGGCAAAGAUUGCUCAAAUGUCUUUGGUUAUAACAGCUGGGAUCUUUCAUCUUUAUCAAAAGAGUGUAAUUCAAACAUCAGUGAACUCUCUACUGUUGAAUUGGAGAGAAUUGAUAGUUGGUUGUCAUUUUUUAAAAGAAAAUACCCAUAUAUUGGGUAUGUAAGGUAUGACGAUUGA